Molecule: messenger RNA, 1393 nt
Organism: Leptinotarsa decemlineata (Colorado potato beetle)
Lineage: Eukaryota; Metazoa; Arthropoda; Insecta; Coleoptera; Chrysomelidae
Gene: GlcAT-I
Product: Glucuronyltransferase I
Biological process (GO): carbohydrate metabolic process; chondroitin sulfate proteoglycan biosynthetic process
Cellular component (GO): Golgi membrane
Molecular function (GO): galactosylgalactosylxylosylprotein 3-beta-glucuronosyltransferase activity
Source: RefSeq, a predicted model, not a curated record
CACAGAGUACUAAGAAAUUACUCUGUGGUAGACUUAAAUAUCGAAAAAAAAAAUGUUUUCACGUGCAUGACCUUGAUACCUAAGUAUUAUCCAAAUAAUUUAAUCAAAUAUCUGAUAAGACCAGAUUCUUAUUAUUAUGCUCAAGUGUGCUCACCACGGUUCUAGUACUCAACUCAGAAAAAAAAGUUGAUAUAUGGAUUCUCAAUAUCACAAAAACUAUAAGAACAUGAAGUCUGGAAAAUGUAUUGUUUACUUUCUAAUAGUCCCUAUGUUAAUACUAAUUUGGAGGAUAGCAAUUGCGGGAAAUGAUGUAGAUAAAACACAAAUUCUACGUGAUGCACUGGACUUACAUAAAAACUCAUUGCAGCUCUCCGAACAUCAGCAAUUUUUACUGGAACAUUUGGAAUCUGAGAGGAAUUCCCAAAUUCAUCAAAUUAUAUAUGCAGUUACACCAACAUAUUACAGAUAUGUACAAAGGGCAGAACUUACUCGAAUUUCUCAAACACUGCGGCUCGUUCCAAACAUACAUUGGAUUGUUAUAGAAGACUCUGAAACAAAAUCAGAUUUGGUUCGACAUGUAUUAGCAGAGUCCCAACUUGCAUUCACUCAUUUGAAUGCCAAAACGCCUCCAUUUGAAAAGUUGAAAGGCAAGCCCCACGUGUCGGCCACUGUUGAUAAGUUUCUCAAAAUGCUAGGCUUCCUAAGAAGAUGUACCUCAGAUGUCACUGAUAUCAAAUUCUUAAAAAUUCUGUACUACUCUCUGGACCCAAGAUGGAAGCGUCAUCGGGGAGUCGAACAAAGAAAUAUGGCCCUUUCCUGGAUAAGAAAUAAUCUUCAAAUUGGUAGAGAUAGAGGAAUUGUUUACUUCAUGGAUGAUGACAACACUUACCAUACAAAAUUGUUUUCAGAGAUUAUGAAAGUAAAAAAGGUUGGAGUUUGGCCGGUUGGUCUAGUGGCGGGUUGGACUGUGGAAACUCCAAUAGUAGAUCAUGUAACAGGUAAAGUGAAAAGUUACCAAAGUGGUUGGAGACCGAACAGACCGUUUGCCAUAGAUAUGGCGGGAUUUGCCAUCAACUUGGACCUGAUUUUGACUAAAACAGAUGCAAAAUUUUCUUACAAGAUGGAAAAGGGGUUCCAAGAGAGUGAAUUCCUCAGUUUUUUUACAACAAAGGAGGAAUUAGAACCUUUAGCUGACAAUUGUACAAAGGUGUAUGUUUGGCAUACAAGAACUGAAAAUCCCCCAAUCAAGAAAGUUGUAGAUGGUUUUGAAGUUUAGCAAGUGAUUUAUUCAAUUAGAGCCCAAUAGCAACAAGUCAAAUCAAAAUAUGUAUUAUGUAUGCAUUCAAAACAUCAAGUUCAGUGAUAUGGAAUAACAUUAAACAUCGUUAAGGAA